Molecule: messenger RNA, 3698 nt
Organism: Ictalurus furcatus (blue catfish)
Lineage: Eukaryota; Metazoa; Chordata; Actinopteri; Siluriformes; Ictaluridae
Exons: 6
Coding region: 332-1264 (310 amino acids)
Source: RefSeq, a predicted model, not a curated record
AAUGAGCACGACAUCUCAAUGAAUAUGCAAAUGAGCACAUAGUCGCCACAGAGCCACAGAACCAAUGAACGCGCGUCGUGGAGAAAGGCGUUUGUUCCUGCCUUCAUUUCCCACAAUGCAUCAUUUCUAACGCGGAAGCGCUUUCUGUAUACACAAAAACCUUCUGGGGUGCACCCGGGACAGAGAAAACAAAUUUCUGGUCGUCUUUUAAACUAAAAAUAAAAUCCCCUUCGAGAUAUUUUCCUCGAAAGUAUCCGUCUAGAACCUUUCUUUCUUUCUUUCUUUCUUCUUCUUUUUUAUUUUAUUAUUUUUUUUUUUUUCCCGCUUUGACAUGGUACUCGAAGAUUUAUUUGCACGUCUUAACGAAGCUGGCUAUAAGAACUGGCUAAAAGCUGGUUACUGCCUCCUGAAAGUUAAAGAUGGAUUGUGCGGAUUUGCAGACAGUGAAAUGCGAUAUUUUCACAACACAGUCAUCCAAAACAACUUCGUCUUACAAAGAAGACAGAGGUGCAGAAGCAGCUGUAGACCGAGGGGAAAUCAGUUUGAGUCUGCUUGUCCUCUCUGUAAUGAGUGGAGGAAGGAAAUAUUGAGACAUCACACAAAACCAUCUGGUGUUAUUAACUGGGGAAACUGCAGGCCCUGGCUGUGGCCUGGUCAACACUGGGAACUGGCGAAGGCUUUCAUGCCACGAGGGCUGGCAGAUUUAUCCAGAGCAGACCAAUGUGAUGCAGCAGCACUGCUUAACCUCCUUCACUUCUGUGACCAUUUCAGCUUCAUCAACCAGAGUCUCAUUACAGAGGUCAUACGCUGUAGGAAUGAAUUAAUGCACUCGUGUGAGAUGCAGGUCUCAAAUGAGUGGAUGGCACGCUUUCAGAAGAGCCUGGAGCAGUUGUUACUAACUCUACGCCACGUCCCUGAAGUGGCUGCAGCAGGUCAACAGAUCCAGGAGAUGUUGUCUGUUGAUCUGUCAUUGCACAUCCCUGGGGUGGACAGUGUGGAUGGAGCCAAAAUGGAUGGAGUAUUGAUUGAAUCUAUCAGCCAGUGCGAGACAGAUUUGCUCAGGGAAUCUCUGAGAGACCUAUUAAACAACAGUGAACUCGAGGGGAAUCACAUAACUCUGGCGAAACUGCAGAACGUCCAUAGAUUCCUGAGCAGCCACAAGGAUCUCGAAGAGCAGUUCAGGACAGAACUUCAGAGCCUUCGGGUCCUGGAGGCACAACAGCUGCAAGGGGUAAAGCCUGACAAUGCAGAAAGAGGACUGUGAUACGGAGAAGACAGAAGGAAAAGGACAAAACUUAUUGCAGGGUUCAAUACAUGUAAAUGGAAAUUCUUAUUGUAUAUUACAGGAAUAUUAGCAGUAAGGUCAUUAAUUCAGGUUUUUCACAAGCUGGUCAUUCCAUGUCAUUUGCAAUGGUACGCAUUACCACACAUGACUUUAUGGUUUAAGCUAUUAUUCAUAGAUUAUUCACAAUUGCAUAGUAGUAUGCAAUUGUGUGCAAAUCAAAGCCAAUAAAUUGUAAUAAAGUGCUAUACAGGACAUUUGUUAGAACGGAAGGAGUUCAACAAUAUAUGAAUGUUCUCACAUGCCUCAUGUUUACAUAACCCCAGAUACAAUACAAAAAGAAAAGAAAAUAGGUUGUUGUAACUGCUUUGUAAGACAAUAGAAUACACUAACCUUCGUGCUUCACAAGAAUUCCUCAGUGCUUUGAGAGUUUCAUGAAAUGGUCUUGUUCAGCAAAAUAUCUGUCAGUGACCUGGGCAAAUAUACAGCAGGAUAACGCAUAACAUCACAUCACCACUACUAUUGUCACAUUUGAAUGAAUUCAUCUUGCAUGAUUUAUAAAAUAAAAGGUCCUCACAGCCUGGGCAAAGCCGUAUUUAACAGUUAGUACCAUGGACGCAAGCCCGAGCAAUAACGUCAAUGAAUGCAAGCCAUCUCCUUUUUAACCAACUUACAGUUAGAAAAUGCACACAUUCAUACAGCCAAAGACACAUUUACUAUCCAUGCUUGCUGAUAUGAUUUAUCUCACUCAACAAUGGCAACUUUGGCAAGGUGAUAUUUACAGUGUUGGAUGCGGGAUAUUUCAGAUUCUAGAGAGCAUUUUAUUGGACGGAAAUUCUGAUGAGAAGCUGAAUUGCAGAACGAUGUCAUCAAAAUUGUUGAACCCUAUUGGUGGUAGAGAGAGACUGUAACUUAGAAAAAAAUUCAUACAACUUUGAUUUCAUGGGGACUUUAAAGGGGAAGUUCACCUUAUUUCAUAUUUGAGCAGUUCUAAAUAUUUAUUCAGCAAUUUCUAGUCACCUCAGAGAGUUUUAUGUCACUUGCUUAAAUAAGUUGUUAAAACUAAUUAAAAUAAAGCAGAAACCACGCCUAUCCACUUUUGGCACUAUUACCGUCAAAUGUCUGAAAGCCACGGCUCUAAAUUUAAAGUGUGACUAGACUAACCGGUUUAACUGAAUGAGCGCCUGACUGAACUGUAGUGACAGUUGGCCCCUGUCGGCCACCAUACUACUAUAUCAUUAUAAAAACACCCAGCAUUGAAGAGUGGGAAGUGUGACUAUCUGGCCACCCUAGGCGUUAUUUAUCUCUGUUGGAUGACACGGUGGCUGCGUCCGAAAUCGCAUACUGUGACAGUACCUACUGCAUUUGAUUCAGUACCUAAUGUAUUUGAUUCAGCACCUACUGCAUUUGAUUCAGUACCUAAUGUAUUUGAUUCAGUAGCUACUGCAUUUGAUUCAGCACCUUCUGCAUUUGAUUCGGUACCUAAUGUAUUUAAUUCAGCACCUACUGCAUUUGAUUCAGUACCUAAUGUAUUUGAUUCAGUACCUACUGCAUUUGAUUCAGUACCUAAUGCAUUUGAUUCAGCACCUACUGCAUUUGAUUCAGUACCUACUGCAUUUGAUUCAGCACCUACUGCAUUUGAUUCAGUACCUAAUAUAUUUGAUUCAGCACCUACUGCAUUUGAUUCAGUACCUAAUGUAUUUGAUUCAGUACCUAAUGUAUUUGAUUCAGCGCCUACUGCAUUUGAUUCAGUACCUAAUGUAUUUGAUUCAGCACCUACUGCUCGGCCGUUGAUACAGUCGUACUGCUCAGUAUAAGUGGUAAGCAUGAAUACAAUCCGGACAUACUACAUGGCACCACGAAGUAAAAUGGGCGUUUCUGGAGGUGUGGCGAAGACGCCCCUUACAAAAAAAAAUUCCAGGUCACCGAACAUGUGCAGAACAGUUUUUUUUGUUUGUUUUUUGUUUAUUUGCGCAGGCAUCAGUGAUCACUGCUGUAAGAUGAAGGACAACAGUCCUAUCAGUAACUAUUUUUUCAAUUUUUUUUUUUUUUUAAUCCUGUAAAUGCUGAAUGAACUGGUUCUUCAAACUGUCAACUUUGCUCUUUCUGUGUAAAUAAAGUUGAGUAUGAAAACGUGGAUAAUUAUGAGUUUAAUUAUUAAAUUAUUAUUUUUUUAUAAUGGGGGCAACAGCAAUGGAAACGAUACAGAAGUUAAAAAUAACAGGCUUCACUGCAGAUUUUAGUCCUGCAUGUUAGGACACGUGAUAGACUUGAUGUAAAGUCAGUAAAGACUUUUUAGUUCAUUUAAGUGAGACAAGCAUUUCAUAACAAUAGUAUUUUUCAAUCAUGAACCCCCUGUGAUCACAGACAGAUAUCUGAAGUUACAGCAGAAUUCAUGCAAAACGGGGAUUUGGGC